ACCUGCCACAAAAGUAGAGGAAGAAAACUAGUCUUACCUUUCUUUCCACCUUAGCGAAGACAAAGGAUUGAAAAAAAUAACAUGCUUAUGUUUCCCUUAAUCAAUUUCAACUAUUAAAUAAAACUGUUGAAUCUGUAGAAUACCAUUAAAAUAAUGUUUUAUAGUUAAUAUUCACAUUUAUAUUUGAAGCUCUAAUGGAAGCUAAUGAAUGUAUUGAAGAGAAUUUGCAUGAGAUUUCCUUGGCUGCCUUUGAUAAAGUAUUUAUUCGAAUUCUAUAAAACACGGUUGUUACUCCAGUAAUUUGAUUAUGGUUUGGGGAUGCAGUUUUGAAUUUUCCUGAAUAGGGGCAGGAAUCAGGGCCUCAGCAGAGUUAAAACUACUUUGUCUUUGCACUGUCAUCUUUUUGCAGCUCCAGUUUGCAUCGGAAACGUAUUGCAACUUCCUAUUUUGAAAUUACCGGUUUUAGUAAUGUCCGUUUGAAAGCAGUCAGUUCCCCUAAUCAAAUCUUUUUAAAAAAAAUAAUGACCGCAUUAUAAGAUUCCAUCGCGGGGGACAUCCACUAGCCAUUCCUAGAAUAACUGAAACGUAUCUAACAACUUUUCAUGGUGAUCAGAGGUUAAGAACAACGUAGUGUGUGUAAAGGCAAGCCUGGAGCCGAAAUGACUUUCCUUCCCCUACCCCCUCCCUUAACUCCAGCCAUACUCCGCCUCUUUUAAACCCUUCAAACUCAGCUGGGCAUUAAUAAUCGCCGGCGCCUGGCACCGUCCGGAUGAGAAGCUGAACGGAGGAGGACGGGACAGGUGCUGCCGCCAGUCUUGUUCCGAGAACCGUUUUUAGAAGCAAAGUUCUAGCCGGCGACCGAUUUCGCUAAGCGACAGACGCGCUCCCUGAGGCUUCGGAAGCUCAGCUCCAAGUAGCAGCUGGGCUGGGCAGCGGGAGAAAGGCACCGCCUAGCGUGCCGCCGUUCUUUCCCUCCCUCCCUAGACUUUCAGCUACACGCCGGAAAAGUUGCUUUUUGCCCUCCUCGGCCGCCCCUCUCGCUUGGCGUUCUGCAGCCUUAGAAAAAGACUCGGGGCAGACAGGCGGGCGCGCGAGGUUCGGCAUCCCGCCGCGCGCCUCGACCCCUGUAGCACCGGCUACCAGACCCCAUGGAAAACCACGUGAUCAGCGGCAAGCAGCCGGGACUUAGCGGGGAGGCCGAGCGGGUCAGCACUCCAAACGGCACCGAAGCAUUUGUGACUUGCGAAGGGACCCCGGGGAUCGUUGCUGACUGCGGCGGAGAGGCAAGCAACAGCCCACUCAUGCGCCCGCGAUCGCUCCGAGCCGUGUAUGUGGUCAACGAGAAUCCGAAAGGAAGUUCUGGGGCGCGGAGUCCCGAAGUUGAGGCGUUGCUGUGCUUAGUGCGAGCUUGUGAGGCCGCCGGAGCACAGCUGACCACCGUCAACUUCGGAGAGCUGGACUUCGGCGAAACGGCUGUGCUGGACAUCUUCUACGACGCGGAUGUUGCAGUAGUGGAUAUGAGUGAUUUUUCCAGACAACCCUCCCUCUUCUACCACCUUGGGGUACGUGAAAGCUUUGACAUGGCCAAUAAUGUUAUACUUUACCAUGAUAUGGAUGCUGAUACUGCUCAGUCACUGAAGGACAUGGUAUCUCAGAAAAACACA
Thamnophis sirtalis is the source of this 1664-nucleotide messenger RNA. The record is from RefSeq and is a predicted model, not a curated record. NCBI's taxonomy places the organism in Eukaryota, Metazoa, Chordata, Lepidosauria, Squamata, Natricidae.